GUAAUGGGAGCCACGGGAAGCGGCAAGACAACCUUCAUCAAUAAAGUCAGCGGAAGCACCCUUCGCAUUGGGAGAGGACUUCAGUCUUGCACAAGCGUUGUACAAGUCGCACAGCCGUUUGAGUUGGAUGGGUUUUCAGUCACGCUUAUCGACACACCUGGAUUCGACGAUACGACGAAGAGUGAUACAGAUAUCCUGAGAAUGAUAGCUGCAUUCCUUGCGACCGCAUACGAGAAUGGCAAAAAAUUGGCAGGAGUUAUCUACCUUCAUCGCAUCUCCGACUUCAGGAUGGGAGGGAUAUCGACACGCAACUUCAAAAUGUUUCGACAGCUUUGCGGUGACAGCACCCUAAAGAACGUCGUCUUGGUGACUAAUAUGUGGGGUGAAGUAAGCAAGGAGGUAGGCGAAGCACGAGAAGCAGAACUUGCUCGGGAAGACAUAUUCUUCAAACCUGUGAUGGAGAAAGGUGCUAGACUUCUCCGGCACGAUGACACCGUAGAGUCAGCGCAGGAGAUUCUGAGACGCAUCAUUGGAAAUCAGCCUCGAUCUCUCAGGAUCCAGCGGGAACUUGUCGACGAGAAGAAAGACAUUUCACAGACGGCUGCGGGAGCAGAACUGAACAGGGACCUUUUGCAGCAGGCUGAAAAUCAUCGCCUGGAGAUGAUAGUUUUACAAGAGGAAAUGAGGGGUUUGUUUUCGAAUAUCUUCAAACGCAAUAACCUCUAA
Laccaria bicolor S238N-H82 is the source of this 726-nucleotide messenger RNA. RefSeq lists its product as uncharacterized. Gene Ontology annotation, molecular function: GTP binding. The record is from RefSeq and is a predicted model, not a curated record. Lineage: Eukaryota; Fungi; Basidiomycota; Agaricomycetes; Agaricales; Hydnangiaceae. The transcript is spliced from 3 exons. The annotation marks the transcript as partial.